AACAGACUAUUGCAACUCCUCCUGGCUAGUCUACUUUCACCUCCGGCUGCCCAUCCUCUCUCUCCCACUAUAUCGCGAGAGAUAGGGAGCGCAGAAAUAUUCAUAUGUUAGCCACAACUGUUAUAAAACGACAAUUAUAUCGCGGACAUAUGAACGAAAUGUAAUGUAAGCCAACGCAAGAUUGCUAAAUUUGUUAUUUUAUUAAUAGCUGGCUAGCUAAUAAUAAUAGCUAGCCACAUAUUGACGGUAGCUAUAGCGAUUCGCCUGUCGGCUGUAGUAGCACAUCUGGGAGGCACAAGUUACGAUUUAACUAGCUAACUGUAAAGCGGUCACUAUUUUGAAGACACGCGUGUACAAGCUGCAGUUGUGUUCUUGUGGAUGUGUGGUGGACCGUAAGCAGGACGGCCACUUGUGAACCUCACCUAAUUUACCUUGCCCCUUUGUCCUAUACCUCCUCCCUUUUUCCUCCCAGUCUUUUAUCAUAGACCUUUUUAAAUGUAUGAAAGCAUGUUGCACAGAGACAGACACCCUAUAUUUCUACCUCUUCUCUGUCUGUGCUCAUCAGUCUGUUACGGUAGUCUUUUAGCUGAAGGUUUUAAAUGGGGGUGAAUCUACUCUAUGCCUGGUGUAGUACGGUACUUGAAUUCCCACACAUUUGUAUAUUAGCCCUGAUGAGCUGUGCAGAUUUCAUUAAUCAACCUUAAGUGAUAAACCAAUCAGCAGCCAGCUAAUUGGCCAAUCAGCCCCCCCCCUCCACUCCCUCCUGGUAGAAUGAACGGAUCUCUUUUAACCCCGCCUAGCCUGCGGGCAGCCAACUCCUCUACCCUGCCCCCGUCACUCCCCUCCCCGUCCCCUCCAUCCCCCUCCCUGUUGCCACUGUUCCCUCGGCCACCUCCCUUGGCCCAGCCUCACCCCUCCUCUCUCUCGGACACACCCACGCCCUCCCCCUGCCUGAGCUGGACGGAGUUCUGUGAGCUGCAUGCCCGCAUGGCGGCCGGGGACUUUGCCCGCCACUUCCGGGCGUUCCUUCUGGAGAACCCGCACUACUCCCCCGACUCUGCUGCCACCUUCUGUCGCCGCUUCACUGACCGCUUUGUCCGACAUUUCCAGAGCGAACUGGAGGGGGUGGCCGGGGCGCCGGGUACAGCCCCCGGGAUGGAGGCAGGGAGCUGGGCUCCCCAAUUAGACGCCACCUCCCUGGAAGAGGAGGCGGUCUCUCCCCCUCUCAUCACCGAGGGAUCCUGCUACCACGCCUGUGCCCCAGCCAACCCGGUGCGAGCUCUGCCCAAGCCUGCCUCCACACGCCUGGUGUUGGAAACCCGAAGUGGGGACCAAUUUCAAGAUUCCUAUGCUGUCACAACGGUCCUCCCCCCAUCUUCCUCCUCCUCCUGCUCCUCCUCAGUGGGAGGAGGAAACAAUGGCGGGCGGGAAGAGAGGGGUGCCCCAGUUACUGUUAAACACUUCCCUGGCGUCUGCCCGGGCAAUGGAGAAACAACGGCUGAGGAAGAGGAGGAUAGCUGGGCGGGCGUAACGGUCAUGGAGGAGGAGGUGGAGCUAGAUGAGGGCGAGGCGGAUCUAGAAGUUUGCUUGGACAAUGAAGACCCCUCCCACAUGCCCCAAACGCCUGCCUCCCCUUGCUCCGACACACCCCCUCCCCGCUCCAAGGGUAACGCCACACCGGCCUCGACAGGAAGCCAGUCCAAAACCAAACUGAAGAAGCGCUUCUCUCUGCGGAGUGUUGGGCGCAGCGUGCGGGGUAGUGUCCGGGGCAUCCUGCACUGGCGCAGCUCAUCCAGCGACUCCCCACAGAGCUCCUCCCAGUUGCCCUCCAGCUACAGCUACACAAUGGGGGUCCAAGACGCUGCCACCGGCUCUUCCUCCAAGAGGAACUCUGGCACUCAGCCCCCUACUCCCACCUCCUCCAUGCCUGUCUCUCUCUCCCUGCCCCUCUCCCUCCCCCACUCCUCCUCCUCCUCCCUGCCCCCGUCUUCCUCCAGCAGUGCCACCUCCCUCUCGUUGUCGGAAGCACGGGACCGCCGGCGAAGCAAUGGCGAGGGGGGAGAGAAGGAGAAGUGGAGCCACCGGCUGGAGAAGUUGCGUCUGUCUCGCUCCCCACCCCCCGUUCUCUCCUCAGCGCCCACUUCGGCCGUGGUGUCGCCUUCCUCCGGCCUGCCCCCCAGCAGCAGCAGCAGCGCCACCCUGAGGAAGAUGGGCCGGCUGGUGAGGGAGGGAGGAGUCAGCGUCAGCUCCUCCAUGCCAGAUGAGUUUGCCGGGAGCCAUGGUGGUUUCCCUGGCUUUUCCUUUGGCCUGCUGCACCACGGCACACAAGAACACAACAACGCUGGCACCGGCUUAAACAACACCUCGUCCACCGCUAAUGCUGCUCAAACAGCCGCAGUGCAGCCUCUCGUCCCUGGGGGCACUGUGGGCUGGAGGGGCGGUCGUUGGCACAAGUGCCGACUGGUCCUGAGGGAGAGGGACAAGGAGGGGGAGCGGGGCGAGGAGUACUAUCUGGAGUUCUUCAUCCCGCCUAAAUCCUCCAAGCCCAGGCUGACUAUCCCAUGCUGCUCUAUUGUGGAUGUGAGGAGCACCACAGCCCUGGAGGUGCCUGACAAGGAGAACACCUUCCUCCUGCAGUUGGAGGGACAGGUGCAGUAUGUGAUUGAGACGCGAGAUGCUGUGCAGAUGAGAGCCUGGUUGAGUGACAUCAGGAACGGUAUUUGUAUCAGUGAACAGGAGGACAUAGAAGCUGUGUGUGGGGGACCCAUGGACAUUAGUGGAACGCCAGAAUUCAGUGACCGCCUCUCUCAAGUGUGUUAUGGAGGUGUGGGCGGCUCUUCCCCGCUGAUGGACCCACGCCCCCCAGAGUUACCGCCCCGCGCCCCUCUGGACGAAUCAGACGGACGUGGGGGCGGAGCCGGCCUGGGCACACCAUUUGCGGAGACGCCAGAUGCCACAGGCUCCUUCCUGUUCUCAGACGUGGUGGAGGCGGUGGAGCACCCUCUGAGCGAGUGCCAGUGGUUCCACGGGACGUUGUCGCGCCUCAAGGCGGCCCAGCUGGUGCUGGCGGGGGGUAUGGCCAGCCACGGCGUCUUCCUUGUGCGCCAGAGCGAGACGCGCCGCGGGGAGUACGUCCUCACCUUCAACUUCCAGGGCAAGGCCAAGCACCUGCGUCUGUCUCUGAACGAGGACGGCCAGUGCCGGGUACAGCACCUGUGGUUCCAGUCCAUAUUCGACAUGCUGGAGCACUUCCGGGUUCACCCAAUCCCCCUGGAGUCUGGGGGUGCCUCGGAUGUCACCCUCAUCAGCUUUGUGGGAGCCACCGCCGUCCGGCAGCCAGGCCGGGACAGGGCAAGCAGCCGGCCCACAGUCUGUGAUGUCAUCCCCACGCGCCACCUUGACUCUCCAUCAACCCCCAUCUCUGACUGUGUACUUGACCAGCAAACCCCGUAGCCCUCCCCAGCCUCCUCCUCCACCACCCCUUCCCCCCGGCCGGCCGCCACCCCCAACCCCACCCCAGGAACGAGGGAACGAGACAGAGCUGGGAGGUGGAGGAGGAACUACAGGAGGUGCAGGAGAAGGAGUGGAGGACUGGGAGGAGAGAGAAGCUCCUCUCCGCCAAAUGGAGGGGGUGGAGGGUGAAGAGCGGGAAGGAGGGAGGGCAAGAGCCAUUGACAACCAGUACUCCUUCUUCUGAGGAGG
Messenger RNA from Oncorhynchus tshawytscha (Chinook salmon), 3702 nucleotides. RefSeq names its product SH2B adaptor protein 1. NCBI's taxonomy places the organism in Eukaryota, Metazoa, Chordata, Actinopteri, Salmoniformes, Salmonidae. Gene Ontology annotation, cellular component: plasma membrane. Gene Ontology annotation, molecular function: transmembrane receptor protein tyrosine kinase adaptor activity. The record is from RefSeq and is a predicted model, not a curated record. Gene Ontology annotation, biological process: intracellular signal transduction.